Notothenia coriiceps (black rockcod) is the source of this 1291-nucleotide messenger RNA. RefSeq names its product FAM3 metabolism regulating signaling molecule C (gene fam3c). Bases 127 to 810 code for a protein of 227 amino acids. NCBI's taxonomy places the organism in Eukaryota, Metazoa, Chordata, Actinopteri, Perciformes, Nototheniidae. The record is from RefSeq and is a predicted model, not a curated record. The transcript is spliced from 10 exons.
CUCUAACAUCUCAGCUGUCAUUACACGAAUCACUCACUUUGGUUUCGUGAACUGCACCGAGUAUUCGUGGUUACCGUGGCAAUUGCACAGGUUGUUUGGUGUGUAAACAUCUGACUGAAGCCAAAGAUGGUCAGGGCGGGUGGUAUUUUGAAGAUUGCGGCACUCGUAUUUGCGUUUCUGCUAGCUGUCUUUCUGGCUUUUCAACUGCUGGAGAUUAACAUGGACUUCAAUCUGAACAGUGUGAUCUCGAGAGCUAUGCCAGUGAAUGAAGCAUCAAUUAAGCCGUUGAAGUACAAGUGUGGGAUGUCCAAGUUGUGUCCCGCUGGACACUUGGCCUUCAAGAUGGCGAGUGGAGCAGCCAGUGUGGUGGGGCCCAGGAUCUGCCUGGACGACAAACUAUUAAUGAGCGGAGUGAAGAACAACGUGGGGAGAGGAAUCAACAUCGCCCUGAUAAAUGGGAGAACAGGGGACCUUAUCAACACAGCGUUUUUUGAUAUGUGGGGUGGAGAUGUGGCUCCGCUUAUUAAGCUAGUGAAGGGAAUUGAGGAUGGGACGAUCGUGAUGAUGGCCUCCUUCGAUGAUGCUGCAACAAAACUCAACGAUGAGGCCAGGAAGCUCAUUGCUGAUCUGGGAAGCUCCAUCGUCAGUAACUUGGGAUUCCGUGAUAACUGGAUCUUUGUAGGAGGGAAAGGCAUCAAGACCAAGAGUCCAUUUGAGCAGCAUAUAAAGAACAGUGCAGACACCAACAAGUUUGAGGGAUGGCCCGAGGUGCUGGAGAUGGAAGGCUGCGUGCCUCAGAGGCAGGACUAAGGACCACCACCCCCCCCAUCCCCUACACCUCCCAUACAUUCCUGUUCCAUUGAGACUCUUUAAGUGGUUACACUUGUUUGAGCGGAUAAAGGUCAUUCUUACAGCUCUCACCCCAAAGCUUCAACCGUACCUACCACAACAAAGUCACUCGCUGCUGUGAACCCAUUCCUCCGUAUUGAAACCAUGAUGUAGUCUGGAUUCAGUGGUUUGGAACUAGAUGGUAGAGAGCACUGAUUUAAAGGGAAUUACCUUUGAUUAUUGGCUUACUAUCGGUGAGGCCCAAAGACUUGAUAGUGUUGCAUUAUUGCACUGUUGCCGAGGGAAAUGAAGCCACAUUUCCUUAACCUGUCGCCAUGCCUUAAUCUCAUUUUCUUAUUCCUGGUUUUUAAACAAACAUGACUUUGUGAUUUAUGCUGUUCCUUUAAGAGUUUGCGGUAAGAAAAUUAUUAUUAACAGGGUUUGAAGACGUCAUGAUAUUAAA